CCCCUUUCCCACUCUAUAUCCCUCUCCUUCUCAGCCUUUCUUCUUCUCCCUCCAUACGAGCACAGAGCGCGACGUAAUGUUGCCAGAUCGUUCGCGUCGGCGCGGUUAUGGAGUAAAAGAGCGACGUUGCCAAAGCAGCAAAGGGAAAGAGAGAAAGAAAGAGAAAGAGAUAGAACCGGUGGUAGCCACGAGGAGGAGCACGGUCGGUUCGACCGAACCAACAGUCAGUUUUUGCCUCUGGUACAUAGUGGGCAACGCUGCUCGUGACGGAACUCACGAGCGUGUCAUGUCACACGCGUGACAAGAGUGUAUCGCCGGAACUGUACGGCGGGACAGAGACUGACGAAGAUACAGAAAGAGGGAAAAGAGGGAAAAGAGGGCUCAACGAGAAAGAAAGAAAGAGAAAGAGAGAUAGAGAUAAAGAUAAAGAUAGAGAUAGAUAGAUAAAUAGAAAGAAAGAUAGAAAAGGUGACUUCUCGUGUGCGUGCGGUCGUUGUGCCGUGGCGGGUUUAUUUAUUAUUUCCCCGUGUACGAUUUUAGGCUCGAAAAUAAAUCGAAUUGUUAGACCACGCACGCACAAUUAUGUUACCAGCUCGACACGGCCACAGCAGUAAUAGUAGUACCGUCGCUGCGACCAAUAAUAUCGUCACCACCACUAUAACCAUCAUUAACCUCGCAUCAAACAACAACGACGACGACGGCGACGACGACAACGCCGAUGAGAACGGCAAGCUGCCCGCUUUAAGAUCACGCGUAGGAUUUUUUGCAAACGGUUAAGAUAUCAGGGUGACCCUGUUAAAUAUUGCCGGCUCACUUUUAAAUAAUUCGCUUUUCCGCGGCCACGUCGUACAUUUUAAAUAGGUCUUAGGAAUGAGGAAGCGAACUUUGGCAAGGGUUUCGCGGUGGUGGUUGAUCUUACUGUUCGUGGUGGUGCGCGUCGAGGGUACGCAAUCUCCUUCAUCGUCUUCUACGAUCUUGGGAAAGAGAUCUACGACGGAGCAAGAAUGUGCCGCGGGUUGCGAAUGUACGUACAGCGAAGGGACGCAUCUCUUAUGCGAGUCGCGCAGUUUCCUUGGUCUUGGAAUACCGCAAGAUGCGGACACCGUUACUCUGAGGGGUGUUCGAGCUGCCGCUAUUACAGUCGCGGCAUUGGAAACAUCAACUGCGCUGAGAAGUCUCAUCUGGACAUCCAGUGGAAUCGAAAGAAUAGAUCCUGGUGUAUUUCGAGCGACGGAAUUCCUCGAGAGACUCAACUUAGGUGAUAAUAGGCUGAAGGAACUGCCAUCGGACGUCUUCCACCCAUUGAGCCGACUACAGUACCUGAAUCUCACCGGUAACCGGUUGAUCACCCUACCGCAGGUUCUCUUUCAGGGCCUCGAUAAUCUCCAGGAGAUACGUCUAGCGUCUAAUCAUUUGUCCGUACUGCCCUUCCAAGCGUUCGGUCCAGCGAAGGGGUUACUUCGUCUGGAUUUGAGCCAAAAUCUGUUGGUGUCUCUACCGGAUCAUAGUUUUAGGCCCAACAAACAAUUGGAAGAACUUCGACUGUCAACAAACAGACUCACGAAAUUACCCUCGAGAGUAUUUUCCGGUCUCGCUUUGUUAAAAGUGCUUGAGUUGGCCGACAACGAGAUAGAUGUAUUGCCACGUGGUCUUUUCGCCGAACUCUCAUCUUUGAAAUAUUUGGAUUUAGGCGGCAAUCCAAUCUUUCGCUUGACGAAUGCAGCAUUUCAAGGUCUCUCCAGUUUACGAUGGCUUAAUCUCGAGAGGUUACAAAUCUCCAAUAUACCCGAAGAUCUCUGGCGACCAACAAGCAAAUUAAGAACUCUUUUACUGUCUUAUACUCGCUUGGAGAUACUUCGAAAUGAAAAUUUCGCAGGAUUAUUGGAAUUGGAGACUCUUGAAUUGACGAACAGUCCGUUGCGAGAAAUAUCGCGACACGUACUAGAUGAUACGCCGUCCCUUCGAAGAAUAGAUUUGCGGGACAACAAUUUAGCUUUCCUUCCGGCCAACGUUGCUCAACUACAGCAUCUUGGAGAACUGCAGCUUCAAGGGAAUCCAUGGGCCUGCGAUUGUCGAAUGUUUUGGUUUGUUAAAUGGGCAGAAAGCAGAACUCACUUACGUGCAGCUUUUAAAAGUGGCCUCAGGUGUGGACACGAAGUCAGCGGUACCAUAGAUACCUUGCAAACUCUUCGUUAUUUAAAUUGCACGCCACCGAUUUUGGCACGAACAUCUUCUACUGAUCAGUAUCUACUGCUAAGUUCGGUCUUAUUGGAGUGCGAGUUUAAUGGCAAUCCAGCGCCGUCCUUGACUUGGGUCACUCCAAAGCUCAAGGUUUUUCACUGGACCCCCGAUCCGGCAUUCCCCGAUGCCUUUGUAGAACAUCCUCAUAUACACGGAUGGAAACUGGACGAACCGGUCGAUGACGAUGGGAGGAUACGCAUUCUGGAGAACGGCUCUUUGUAUAUUAGCAGACUACUCAGGCAAGACGUUGGGUUAUACAAAUGUUUCGCCGUUAAUCCUAUAGCAAAUGCAACGACCUAUAUUAUGCUGGAAAUGGAUCCUGUAACACUUCAUAAUAUUCAAAUCUUCAGUAUAGUCGUGGGUGGAGUCAGCGCAACGGCCUUCCUCCUGUUGACCCUAGUUUUGCAGUUGAUUCGAUACUUUUUCCUCAGGUGCGGUUGUGUAAAAUGGUGUCUUUGCUGCAGGCGCGUGGGUGCGACACCGAGAGCAAAACAAAUUUAUCAGAUGUUGGAUAACAUUGAGCAGUACAAGAGUCAACAACUUGAGAGGCUGCGUGAAAAUUAUACUCAACAAGUGCACAGAAUCAAGGACAAUUGUGUUCAGCAAGUCGAAUGGAUUCGAGACAGUUACGAGGGUCAGAUGAGACACAUACGUGACAUCAGGGACUAUGGCACCAGUCAUCUCACGGCACUAAGAGACCAAUAUUACGAUCAGGUGAAAAGAGUACGAGAUUAUUCAACGAGUCAGCUUAAUUGGGUACGAGAAAAUUAUGUCUUCCAACGGAAUAAGAUUCGCAAAUUCAGUGCUCAUCAGGUACUACGGUUAAGGGAGAGCUACAAGUAUCAACAACAAACGUUAAACAAAGUAUUGGAAAAUCUGCCAAACCUUUAUUUCGACAAUUGUCGAAGUGGUUCAUGCGGAAAAAGCGAUUCCGUUGUUUUUGACAAUAGUAAAGAGGAUGGUUAUGCAGGACCGGACACGUACUUCAAAGCAAAAAUCAACGACAUGACGGCGGGUACUAGUUUGGAAGAUAUGAAUAGCGAAUACUAUACACCUACGGAAUUGUCCUCGGUCAGUCCGCACGGCCUGGACACCUUGGAAGGCAUUCAUAUAAAUUAUAUCGAAAAUAACGGACCAAGGGCACCGCUGCAAAUCAUACUUCCGCCGCCUUCCCCAAUCGUAUUGCAUUCCAUAGAAGAGUACGGAAGCUCUACGUCAAUUUGCAAUGUCUUCGAUCAGAAUAAACCAGUUUAUAAAGGUUCCAGUGCAGAGAAGAUACUUGCAGGAGAACCACGAAACGUGUCGGAGGUUCUCGGACUGCUAGCACCGUGCACCAGUUUACCAGAACUUCCACGUGAAACAAAACUUUAGCCUAUCAGGAGUGAAGAAAAACGCUGGAAACAUAAACAACCAACACCACUACCAGCAUCACCACCGCAAGUACUACUAUUAUUACUACAAGAAGAAAUACACGAUUUUUCAUUCGACGAUGGAAUUGACGCGAGAAGAAGGAGGGUGUUGUUGUAUUUUGUUCGGUGAACAUUUCUAGAUAUAUGGAAAAUAAUAAUAGUGAGAAAAACAAAAAAAAAUGAUUAAAUGGAAGCUGUGCUUUCACAAUGGCCAUUGUUCAAAGUUGUUCCCGUGGCGCUUAAUCGCGUUUAUCCUCGUCAAGAAUUCAUACUGUGGAACGUUGGCUCCUACGAAUUUCAACAAAACAAAACAAAAAAAAAAAUAAAGAGAAAAGAAGAAGAAGAAAAAAAAUAAAACUGAUAUGAUAACAUCCAACUACAAAUUCGAGGUGAACGAACUUCAGUGCCAAGGAACCCGGAACACACACGUUUCCUGUUCUUUAUAUUAAUUAUUUUUAUCUUCUUUUAAUUUUCAUUUUUUUGUUUUGUUUUUUUUUUUAAUUUUUUAUUUUUAUCUUUCUUCCGUGCGUUAGACGAUUUAACACGUCCGCAAAUUCGUGUAAUGUGUGCGCGUAAAAACAUUAUGGAGGACUUUUAAAUGAAUUAUAACGAAAGAGAGAGAGAGAGAGAGAGAGAAAA
Messenger RNA from Polistes dominula (European paper wasp), 4289 nucleotides. RefSeq lists its product as uncharacterized. Gene Ontology annotation, molecular function: protein binding. Gene Ontology annotation, cellular component: plasma membrane. Lineage: Eukaryota; Metazoa; Arthropoda; Insecta; Hymenoptera; Vespidae. The record is from RefSeq and is a predicted model, not a curated record.